AUGCACCGGACCCUCGCCACGCCCCUUCUGCUCAAGGCCAUAAUCCUCCCCACUCCCCCGCUGGAGCCCCAAGGUCCCCGUCACAGCCACUGGCCCCCUGGCUCCAGCCCCAGGCCACCCUGGCUGGUCCUCCCCAUCACCCCCAGUCCCAGAGUGCAAGGUGGUGCAACCCGCCCCAUCACACCCAGUCCUAGAGUGCCGAGUGGCGCAACCCGCCCCAUCACCCCCAGUCCCGGAGUGCCGGGUGGUGCAACCCGCCCCAUCACCCCCAGUCCCAGAGUGCAAGGUGGUGCAACCCGCCCCAUCAUCCCCAGUCCCAGAGUGCCGAGUGGCGCAACCCGCCCCAUCACCCCCAGUCCCAGAGUGCCGGGUGGCGCAACCCGCCCCAUCACCCCCAGUCCCAGAGUGCCAGGUGGCACGACCUGCCCCAUCGCCCUCAGUCCCGGAGUGCCAGGUGGUGCAACCCGCCCCAUCACCCCCAGUCCCGGAGUGCCGGGUGGUGCAACCCGCCCCAUCACCCCCAGUCCCAGAGUGCCAGAUGGCAUCACCUGCCCCAUCACCCCCAGUCCCAGAGUGCCGGGUGGUGCAACCCGCCCCAUCACCCCCAGUCCCGGAGUGCCGGGUGGUGCAACCCGCCCCAUCACCCCCAGUCCCGGAGUGCCGGGUGGUGCAACCCGCCCCAUCACCCCCAGUCCCGGAGUGCCGGGUGGUGCAACCCGCCCCAUCACCCCCAGUCCCGGAGUGCCGGGUGGUGCAACCCGCCCCAUCACCCCCAGUCCCGGAGUGCCGGGUGGUGCAACCCGCCCCAUCACCCCCAGUCCCGGAGUGCCGGGUGGUGCAACCCGCCCCAUCACCCCCAGUCCCGGAGUGCCGGGUGGUGCAACCCGCCCCAUCACCCCCAGUCCCGGAGUGCCGGGUGGUGCAACCCGCCCCAUCACCCCCAGUCCCGGAGUGCCGGGUGGUGCAACCCGCCCCAUCACCCCCAGUCGAAACCCGCCCCACCCCCCCCAGUCCCAGAGUGCCAGGUGGCACGACCUGCCCCAUCACCCCCAGUCCCAGAGUGCCAGGUGGCACGACCUGCCCCAUCGCCCUCAGUCCCGGAGUGCCCCAGAGUGCAAGGUGGUGCAACCCGCCCCAUCACACCCAGUCCUAGAGUGCCGAGUGGCGCAACCCGCCCCAUCACCCCCAGUCCCAGAGUGCAAGGUGGUGCAACCCGCCCCAUCAUCCCCAGUCCCGGAGUGCCGGGUGGUGCAACCCGCCCCAUCACCCCCAGUCCCGGAGUGCCGGGUGGUGCAACCCGCCCCAUCACCCCCAGUCCCGGAGUGCCGGGUGGUGCAACCCGCCCCAUCACCCCCAGUCCCGGAGUGCCGGGUGGUGCAACCCGCCCCAUCACCCCCAGUCCCGGAGCCACCAGCCCCCCCCUGA
This is a messenger RNA of Pelodiscus sinensis (Chinese soft-shelled turtle), 1425 nucleotides long. The record is from RefSeq and is a predicted model, not a curated record. Lineage: Eukaryota; Metazoa; Chordata; Testudines; Trionychidae.